AUGGGGGAGCCGCAGGAGUACCUGGCGGACGGGACGCCCCUGAUCACGGCCGCGCAGCUGGGGAAACUGCGCCUGGUGCGUCUGCUGGUGGAGGGCGGGGCCCAGGUGAACGAGCGCAACCAGCGGGGGGAGACGCCCCUGCUGGCGGCCUGCCGGGCUCUCCGCGGCGGCGCUAAUGGCGCCAGCACGCUCAGGCUGCUCCGGUUCCUCCUGGAGAACAAGGCCGACCCGAACGCCCAGGACAAGGCGGGCCGCACCGCGCUGAUGUACGCCUGCAUGGAGAAGGCGGGGCCGGCGGUGGCCGGCGCCCUGAUCGGGGCCGGCGCGGACCCCAGCAUGGAGGACUACGGCGGGGCCUCGGCGCUGGUCUACGCCAUCAACGCGCGCGAGCAGGAGACGCUGCGGCUGCUGCUGGACGCCUGCCGGGCGCGCGGCCGCGACAUCAUCAUCAUCGCCACCGACCUGAGCGGGGCGGGGCGGGGCCGGUCGCCCGUCACGCGGCGCUACCUCAACGUGCCGCCCUCGCCCGACCACUCGCCCGUGUCCUGCAUGUCGCCCUCCGAGAUCGAGCUGCGCGCCGCCGGCGGGUCGCCGGGCUCCGAGAACGGCGGGGAGAACGGCGGCGAGGAGGGCAACUUCUUCAACUUCCGCGGCGCGGGGAAGAGAGGGAGCGGGGGCGGGGGCCCCGGGGCGGAGGAGGGGGACGGGGAGCCGGGCGAGGGCCGGGGCCCGCGCGCCCAGCGCUUGCACUCCGAGCCCUGGCUCGCCAUCCGCAACCUGGCCCACCUCCGCAGCGCCUACGAGGAGGGUCUGAGGCGGGGUGCUGUCCACGAGGAGGACGAGGAGGAGGAAGAGCCGCCCCAGGACCUGAGGGCGUGCCGGAGGAGCUCCCUCCUCCACCCCUACGGCGGCGCGGACCCCCCGGGGGCCAGGACCCCGUCCCCGAACACGCUGUCCCCCGGCGGGCACCUCCCGCAGCUGGGCCGCAGGAACACCCUGUCCUGCCUCCCGGACACACGGCUCCUCCAGCUGCCCACGCUCACGCUGCACCACGCCGGCUCCGACUCCCACCUGCAGGCCCCGCCGCCCGGCACGCCUGCACGGGGCCCGGGUCGCAGGACGGAGCGCUGCCCCAGCACCUGGGCCCUGUUGCCCGGCGACUGCACCCCGGCGGCCGAGGCCUCCAGCAGGAAGAAGGGCCCGCCGCACAGGGGGAGCUUCCUGCCCCCGCUCCCCAUCUGCCCCGGCGCCCGGCCCCCUGCAGCCGACUUGCCCCCCCGGCCCCCGCAGGCCAUGCCCCGGCUGGAGGCCGGGUGGCGGGGCAGGAGGGUGCAGCGACGGCACUCUGUCCAGCUGGAGCAGGUGGGGCAGAUGGGGCAGAUGGGGCAGGUGGAGCGUUUGGGGCAGAUGGGGCAGGUGGAGCGUUUGGGGCAGCUGGGAAGCUCAGAGGAGAUUCUGAUCCUGUGA
This is a messenger RNA of Conger conger (European conger), 1467 nucleotides long. RefSeq names its product ankyrin repeat domain-containing protein 34B. Gene Ontology annotation, molecular function: protein binding. The record is from RefSeq and is a predicted model, not a curated record. NCBI's taxonomy places the organism in Eukaryota, Metazoa, Chordata, Actinopteri, Anguilliformes, Congridae. The coding region runs from base 1 to 1467 and encodes 488 amino acids. The transcript has 2 exons.